CGGGCCGCAGCGGGGCCGCCAUGGAGCGCUCCCUGCACCGCGUCUCCCUCGGGAGCCGGCGUGCCCACCCGGACUCGUCCUUCUACCUCACCACCUUUGGUCAGCUGAAGCUGUCAAUCGAUGCCCAGGACCGGGUUCUGCUGCUCCACAUUAUAGAAGGCAAAGGCCUGAUGAGCAGAGAGCCUGGCAUCUGUGAUCCCUACGUGAAGAUUUCUUUGAUCCCUGAAGAUAAUCGACUACGUCGCCAGAAGACGCAGACCAUCCCAGACUGCAGAGAGCCGGUCUUCCGUGAGCACUUCUUUUUUCUCAUCCAAGAGGAAGAUGAACAGAAGCGCCUUCUGGUCACUGUGUGGAAUAGGGCGGGUGACUCCAGACAGCGUGGACUCAUUGGCUGCAUGAGCUUUGGGGUGAAGUCCCUCCUGACUCCGGACAAGGAAAUCAGCGGCUGGUACUACCUUCUGGGGGAACACCUGGGCCGGACCAAGCACCUGAAGGUGGCCAGGCGGCGGCUGCGGGCCCUGAGAGACCCGCUGCUGAGAACGCCAGGAGGUGGGGACACUGAGAAUGGGGAGGAAUUCAAGAUCACCAUCCCGAGGGGGAAGGAUGGCUUUGGCUUCACCAUCUGCUGUGACUCUCCGGUUCGAGUCCAGGCUGUGGAUUCUGGAGGUCCGGCCGAGCGGGCAGGGCUGCAGCAGCUGGACACGGUGCUGCAGCUGAAUGAGAGGCCCGUGGAGCACUGGAAAUGCGUGGAGCUGGCCCAUGAGAUCCGGAACUGCUCCAGUGAGAUCAUCCUGCUCGUGUGGCGCAUGGUCCCCCAGGUCAAGCCGGGGCCAGACGGCGGGGUCCUGCGGCGGGCCUCCUGCAAGUCGACGCACGACCUCCAGUCCCCCCCCAAUAAGCGGGAGAAGAACUGCACCCACGGGGCCCAGGCGCGGCCUGAACAGCGCCACAGCUGCCACCUGGUGUGCGACAGUUCCGACGGGCUGCUCCUCGGGGGCUGGGAGCGCUAUACAGAGGUGGCCAAGCGCGGGGGCCAGCACACCCUGCCCGCGCUGUCCCGCGCCACCACCUCCACUGACCCCAACUACAUCAUCCUGGCCCCACUGAACCCUGGGAGCCAGCUGCUGCGGCCUGUGUACCAGGAGGAUGCCAUCCCCGAAGAACCAGGUAGUCCCAGUAAAGGGAAGUCCUACGCAGGCCUGGGGAAGAAGUCCCGGCUGAUGAAGACAGUGCAGACCAUGAAGGGCCACGGCAACUACCAGAACUGCCCGGUCAUGAGGCCGCACACCCCACACUCAAGCUAUGGCACCUACGUCACCCUGGCCCCCAAGGUCCUGGUGUUCCCGGUCUUUGUUCAGCCUUUAGAUCUCUGUAACCCUGCCCGGACUCUCCUGUUGUCUGAGGAGCUGCGGCUGUACGAGGGGAGGAACAAGGCUGUCGAGGUGACGCUCUUUGCCUACUCGGACCUGCUGCUCUUCACCAAGGAGGAUGAGCCGGGCCGCUGCAACGUCCUGAGGAACCCCCUCUACCUCCAGAGUGUGAAGCUACAGGAAGGUUCUUCAGAAGACCUGAAAUUCUGUGUGCUGUAUCUAGCAGAGAAGGCAGAGUGCUUAUUCACUUUGGAAGCGCACUCGCAGGAGCAGAAGAAGAGAGUGUGCUGGUGCCUGUCGGAGAACAUCGCUAAGCAGCAACAGCUGAUGGCUUCGCCCCCGGAGAGCAAGAUGUUUGAGCCAGAGGCAGAUGAGAAGCGAGAGAUGCCCUUGGAGGAAGGGAAGGGGCUGGGUGCUGAGGACCCCCCACCCAGCAAGGACCCCUCUCCAGGCCAGGAGCCUCCUUCAGGACAAGACUUGUCACCCAACAAGGACCCCUCUCCUGGCCAGGAAGCUUCUCCUGGCCAAGAGUCACCGUCCAGCAAAGACUCACCUUCCUGCAAGGAACCUCCUCCAGGCCCAGAGCCCCAGCCAAACAAGGACUCCCCACCAUGCCAGGAACCCCCUGCAGCCCCGGCCCUCCCUCCCUGCCAGGAACUUCCUCCUAGGCAAGAGCCCCCUCCCAGCCAAGACCUCCCUGUCAUCCAGGACACCCCUGCUCAGGAGCUUGCGCCCUGUCAAGACCUGCCCCCCGGCCAGGUCCCCCAGCCAGCUAAGGAGACUGGAAGCUCUGGGGACCCCCCAGCAGCCACCAGGGACCUGCCUGUGGCCUCCAGGCCAACCUUUGUGAUCCCUGAGGUCCGGCUGGACAGUGCUUACAGCCAGAAGGCCGGGGCAGAGGGGGGCAGCCUGGCCGAUGAGGAGGACGAGGAAGAGGCUGAGGAGGGCGAGGAGGGAGAGGAAGAAGAGGAGGAGGACACGAGUGAUGACAACUAUGGAGAGCGCCGUGAGGCCAAGCGCAGCAGCAUGAUCGAGGCGGGCCAGGCUGAGGGCGGCCUCUCCCUACGGGUGCAGAACUCCCUGCGGCGGCGGACACACAGCGAGGGAAGCCUGCUGCAGGAAGCCCGCGGGCCCUGCUUUGCCUCCGACACCACCUUGCACUGCUCGGACGGGGAGGGCACCACGUCCGCCUGGGCCAUGCCUUCGCCCCGCACCCUCAAGAAGGAACUGGGCCGCAACGGUGGCUCCAUGCACCACCUUUCCCUCUUUUUCACGGGACACCGGAAGAUGAGUGGGGCUGACACGGCUGGGGAUGAUGAUGAAGCCUCUCAGAAGAGAAAGAGCAAAAACCUAGCCAAGGACAUGAAGAACAAGCUGGGCAUCUUCAGGCGGAGGAACGAGUCCCCCGGGGCCCAACCAGCGUGCAAGGCAGACAAAAUGGUGAAGUCAUUCAAGCCCACCUCAGAGGAAGCCCUCAAGUGGGGCGAGUCCUUGGAGAAGCUGCUGCUUCACAAAUAUGGCUUAGCAGUGUUCCAGGCCUUCCUUCGCACCGAGUUUAGUGAGGAGAACCUGGAAUUCUGGCUGGCAUGUGAGGACUUCAAGAAGGUCAAGUCACAGUCCAAGAUGGCGGCCAAGGCCAAGAAGAUCUUCGCUGAGUACAUUGCGAUCCAGGCGUGCAAGGAGGUCAACCUGGACUCCUACACACGGGAGCACACCAAGGACAACCUGCAGAGCGUCACCCGCGGCUGCUUCGAUCUGGCGCAGAAGCGCAUCUUCGGGCUCAUGGAAAAGGACUCCUAUCCACGCUUCCUCCGCUCUGACCUCUACCUGGACCUCAUUAACCAGAAGAAGAUGAGUCCCCCGCUUUAGGGGCUGACAGGGUAGAGCUCCGUGUUCACACCAGGCGGGCUGGGCCCCCUUCCCACCUGCCUCUCUCCCUCUGCGACGGAGGGGGCAAGCAAGCCCCCGGAGGCUGCGUCUCCGGACAGACAGACGGACAUUCGGAUGAGAGGCCUGGACCAAGGGAGGCCCAGGCCACUGGAGGAGUAGAAGGAUUGGCCCCGUUGGGUCCACACUGCCCCGGUACGAGGGGGCCUGAGGGCCCUGGCAGGUCAGGGGCCCUGGCUGAGCCAGAUCCGGAGCUGCUGUUCCGUGCUGCGUGGGCUCAGCAUUGACCAAGUUCCUGAAAGAACUGGCUGAUGGGGCAGGGGGCCUAGCUGUGGGCUCCAGAGCUCUCCAGGGGGGCCGCUGGGACUCGCAGCUCAGACCCCGUGCCUUGAGUUUUAUUUAUUUAAACAGUAGUCGGAUGCUUGGCACGCUGUCCUGUAAUAGGAAAUUUUUGCCUCAUCGGUUUUCCUAAUUUACAAGUGCAAUAUUUUAACCAACGCCUUGUGAAAAAGCCACCUCACCGAGAGGGUGGACACCACUUCCCAGUUUCAGGGGAUUUGCUGGUCCCAGGCACCGUGGCAGGCAGCUGGGCCUUCCAGACUGAUGAGGCCUGGAGGGGCGGGUGCUGCCGUGUGACCUCGCACAGGAAUCCCGCACUCCCCAAGGGAGGUGUCCCUCAGGGGCUCUGGGAGAGCAUGGCACCCUCAGACCACACAGCAGCCGAGUUCUGGAACAAAUAAAAGGCCUGUGUUA
Molecule: messenger RNA, 4010 nt
Organism: Neomonachus schauinslandi (Hawaiian monk seal)
Lineage: Eukaryota; Metazoa; Chordata; Mammalia; Carnivora; Phocidae
Gene: RGS3
Product: regulator of G protein signaling 3
Exons: 23
Coding region: 21-3239 (1072 amino acids)
Biological process (GO): signal transduction
Cellular component (GO): plasma membrane; nucleus
Molecular function (GO): protein binding
Source: RefSeq, a predicted model, not a curated record